AUGGUGCCAUCUAUCGAAGAAGAAGACAAGGGUAUUCAUAAAGAAACACCUUCUAAGGUGCCAAAUCAGGUGAUUCAAGACCAUGUUCAAUUGCUAUUAAGAUUAGUACAAGACAUCUCAAGAUUUACAUCUGAAACAGGUGCAAAUACAAUACCAGUCAUGACACCAAGUCACAGCCAAGUCAAGAUAUCCGUAAUACCUACCUCUUCAGUGCCACUCCAAGCAAGAUCAUUAGAUCUGUACAUCAAGGUGCUACCCAACGAAUAUGGACGUCAACCUGUUGAUUCUCAGUUAGCCAUGAAGUUCACCAAAGCAUGGGAUAAGACAAAGAAUUAUUCAGGAGAGCUUUACAAUAUCCUAGAUGACAAAGUUCGAAUCUUCUUACAACUAUGCUGGUUGACAGAAAUCCAGUUGAGUCAAUGCUGGGCCGUCUUUCCCGAGAUGCUUUCUGGCAGAGCAGAAACUUAUUAUAUGCACCACGUCAAUCCUGAUGCAUCAUUUGCACAGAUGUAUUGGGCAAUAAAGAGCUACUUUGACACAGAGUCAAAUCACACUCUCUACUACCAGGAUUGGACGUCGAUCACCCUGGUCGACGUGCGUUGUGAGAACACAGGGAAGACACUGCCAGAAGCAGUAGAAAUCUUAGUAGAAAAACUGCAUCUAUGCCAACAUGCGUUAAGACCGCAUUAUAUGUCCCCUAAACAUCUUAUAUCAGCCAUCAUAAGGGCAUGUCAAGGAUCGCUAGAAAUAAGCGAGGUCCUCAGUGAACCAACAACAAAGUUUGAAACACUGGUAUCACGACUGUGUACAAGGGCUGCUAUUAUACAAAAGAAGGAAGCAGCUAAUUGUCAAUCUUACAACCACUCAGAGAAGGAACAAAGUGAGGCGAGGGAGCAAUUUGACAGGUAUCGCUAUGCUGAGGGCAAAGCCAAUGCCUUGGACAAGACAUAUCGCGUGUUUCUAAUGGACUUCGAAGCUGGUUAUAAUAUCAUAUUGGACAGCGAGGACGAGGAAGAAGCCAACAAUAAUGACAAGGAUAAAGCAAUAGCAUACUUUAUAGUUGGACAACUGCAAGAUUAG
Molecule: messenger RNA, 1080 nt
Organism: Talaromyces stipitatus ATCC 10500
Lineage: Eukaryota; Fungi; Ascomycota; Eurotiomycetes; Eurotiales; Trichocomaceae
Exons: 2
Coding region: 1-1080 (359 amino acids)
Source: RefSeq, a predicted model, not a curated record